CUGCAGUUUUUAGGUGUAGCGUAGGAAGAGUCCUUGGACCAUUCGGUUGCCUCUGCGAGACUUGAGGUUUCGCUAAACUUGUCGAUUACUUCUCUGUAGUAUUAACGUGUCAUCGCUUGUAUCCCCGAGCAGAGAAGCUGCACUAAUCCCACGAUGAGUUUCUUCGCGAAAUUGUUUGGUGGAGGGAAAGCUGGCGAGAAAGCACCUUCGCCAGGCGAGGCGAUUCAAAGAUUGCGCGAGAUCGAAGAAAUGCUUAAUAAGAAGCAGGAUUUUCUCGAGUCGAAAGUCAAAUUAGAACUAGAAGCUGCCAAAAAGCAUGGAACGAAGAAUAAGCGAGCUGCCCUUGCUGCUCUGAAGCGGAAGCGUAGGUAUGAAAAGCAGCUUACCCAGAUCGAUGGCACACUCACCACCAUCGAGUAUCAGCGAGAGGCACUUGAAAAUGCUAACACCAAUACAGAAGUUCUCAAGAUUAUGUCCCUGGCUGCAAAGGCUCUCAAGAAUGCCCAUGAGAACAUGGAUGUUGACAAGGUGCACGACCUUAUGGAUGAAGUACAAGAACAGCAGGAGAUUGCCAAUGAGAUUUCAGAGGCCAUAUCUAAUCCUGUUGCGUUUGGCACAGAUGUUGAUGAGGAUGAACUGCUUGAGGAACUGGAGACCCUAGAGCAACAGGAACUUGAUCAGAAACUCAUCGAUGUGGCCGGACCGGCUGCUGAGGACCUUCCCGAGGUUCCUACUGCAGAACCUACCAAAGCUCCUGCAGCCCCAGCCAAGGCAGCAAAAGUGCAUGAAGAAGAUCCCGACAUGAUGGAACUUGCUAAAUGGGCUUCUUGAACAAAUGGCCGCUUUUCACAUUGCCUGUUUCUUGAUGCCUGCAGGCAGCACUUUCAGAGUAAUAUCCCUUGUCCCUGGCAACUGCCACUGGAAUGAUUCAGUCACUUUUGUUUGUUGGUUAGCUGCAAGAGUUCUGCCAGAGGAAAGCUUAUCUGCAUGAUGUCAAGACAAAAACUGAUUGCUAUCUAAAAAUGCUGCCUUGCUGUACUUGCACAAGAAUAGGACUUUGCAUGGUAGGGUUUUUUUUUUUGUCUAAAUCAAAUCAUGUACAUACAGUCUUCAGUUAAUAAAUACAGGUUUUUAACCACGGUUCCAGCUUGAGCGGAACUUUGGUUUGCUUGAAUAAACUUGGACCUUUCUGGGAA
Rhipicephalus sanguineus (brown dog tick) is the source of this 1196-nucleotide messenger RNA. It is a transcript of the gene shrb, whose product is annotated as charged multivesicular body protein 4b. Gene Ontology annotation, biological process: vesicle budding from membrane; late endosome to vacuole transport via multivesicular body sorting pathway. The transcript has 6 exons. The record is from RefSeq and is a predicted model, not a curated record. Lineage: Eukaryota; Metazoa; Arthropoda; Arachnida; Ixodida; Ixodidae. The coding region runs from base 154 to 831 and encodes 225 amino acids. Gene Ontology annotation, cellular component: ESCRT III complex; multivesicular body; cytoplasmic side of plasma membrane.